CCCGUCACAUGGUUAACACAGUGGUAACCAGAAUUGUGGCCACUACGGUAAAAACAUACGCCGCCACUACCCGCUACCGACGUGAUGGUCGCCCGCUACCUUUUAAAUCGUACGUCCGGAACGGCGAUUCGAAAUCACUUCCAACUUCCUUUAAUUCAUCCGCAAUUGCAGAUAAGGCUAUAUCAUAAAAAAGUAAAACGAAGUUUGCCAUUUAUUCCGCCACGAAGUCAAAUACAAUCAAAUACUAGUGCAAUAGCAUCUCGAGGAUUUUUAAGACCACUUAAAGAAUAUGAUCCUCCAAUUGAUAUCCGUGAUACAAUUAAAAAAUUAGCAGAGAGUACAAUCAAUCAAACUAAUUUAUCAUAUAAAUUGGAUACAAAUGAAAAAAUUAGUUUACUAAAAAAAUGUGAACAAAUGGUGGAUCAUAGAGUCCCCAAUUCACUUCUACAUACCGUAAACACCUUAGGUGAAAUAUAUGAAUUCUAUGAAACUCCAGUGGACACAGUUGUGCCUUAUGAUGCACUACAAAAACGUGAACUUCCACCAAAUCUCCACAUACUCUCCGAUUACCACAGGUUCCAUCCUGAAACCGAUAUGAUGUUUGAAGGUGUGUCAGCAUUUCCUGAAACUUCAACUUUAGUCACUGGGUUGAAAACUAAAAAGAAAUAUAAAGGGUUUUCUGCACCAAGGUCUCCUUACUACUAUAAAGAUUAAUGUUUUUUUGUUGUGUAAAUAUUAGAAAAUAUAUAGAAGUUUAUCUCUGAAAAUCAAGUAUGUAAUAUUUGUAUUCGUCUUACCCUUAGUGACUCACACUGGGUAAUAAUUUACCCAGUCCUACAAUGUAGGUGUGUGACUGACGUGGAAAGUUUACCUUAGCCACACUUAAAUGAAGUGUGACUGAAAACUGUGCGCGUUACUAAGGGUUGGAAAAAAAAAUAGUACGAUAUUUAAAAAUUGUAACAAUUUCUAAUAGCAAUUAGCUAAUAGAGGUGUUGAUUAUUGUAUAAAAUUACUUUUAACCUCAAAAGCAACUGUUUAAAAUAGUAACAUGUUAUUAACAAAAAUAUAUAAGAUGAUUUGUUUUUUUUACCAAAUAA
Molecule: messenger RNA, 1097 nt
Organism: Adelges cooleyi (spruce gall adelgid)
Lineage: Eukaryota; Metazoa; Arthropoda; Insecta; Hemiptera; Adelgidae
Gene: mRpL50
Exons: 4
Coding region: 85-714 (209 amino acids)
Cellular component (GO): mitochondrial large ribosomal subunit; mitochondrion
Source: RefSeq, a predicted model, not a curated record